Molecule: messenger RNA, 1611 nt
Organism: Durusdinium trenchii
Lineage: Eukaryota; Dinophyceae; Suessiales; Symbiodiniaceae
Source: the annotation of a GenBank genome assembly
AUGCUUGCGGAGGCUAGAUCCAGCAGAAAGAAUCUUCCAGAGCAGAGAGCUGACUUCAAGAACUUGGCGAAGCAGGCUUUUCGAGAUGCAACUACCUUCGCUUCAGCUUGCUCCGUUGGCCUAUCCCCGGAGGCCAUCAAGGCAGGGGUGGAAGAUUGGUUCCAUACCGAGGGCAAGCAGCUUUUGCUUGCAAACGGUGUGCUCCCAGAGGAGGUCGACGAUCCAGAGGAUGAUGCUGAGAUGGAGGUUUGGCUGCCGAUGAUGUCAUUGAUGAUGAAACGGACGAUCUCCAAGAAGCAGUUUGCGAAGCGAAUCGAAGCGACCGAGACAAACAUGCUAUUGAAGGAUGAGAUGGAGGUUGCUCAGGAAGAGUUCAUGGCAGCUGCUGAGGAUGUAGAGAUGGAUGACAUCGCCCCCGACCAUGGCAGCGAGAGUGAGCAGGAAGCAGCCAGCCCAGUCGCUAAGAGGGAAAAGAAGGGACCCAUCCCAAAGACUUUGAGUGACGUUCUACAUACAAGUGGACUGCUGGAUUUCCAGCCACCAGACGAUGACAAUGAAGCCCAGAUGCUUGCUCGAAUCCAUGCACUGGGCAAGCCCAUGCGGGCUUUCAGCUCCUACACCAGAUGUUCCGAAGGCAUACUCUCCAAAGCUUCAGUGCUAGGACACGGACCCAAGCCCCGUGAGCAAUGGCAGCUGGAGAAGGAGUUGGCAAGGGCUCGCGCGGAAUUCACCUGCUCUGCGCAGAGGCAGUCUCGCCACAGCUUGUGGGCAGAGUAUUCGGAAAGAGUCUUGAAAAUCGUUUCUCAAUUGGCAGAGGAAGGUGAUGCCAGUGCUGCUAAGGGAGCCAUUGAAGUGAAAGCCAUCACCCCAAGCACCUUCACCUUGGACAAUGGAGAGCGAGCGUGCCAGAUCCUGGUCAUUCGCCCCAUGAAGACUGGUGGUUUACGUUUUGGAGUUGUGAUGACUGCGUGGCGGGGUGGCAAAGACAAAAAGAAAUCAAAGAACUAUCUUUGGGCAGAGAGAUCCCUUCCGAAGUAUGCUGCUACAAAGCUGCAUUUGAAGAUCUUGAAGCCCAUGAAUGUUCAAGAUGAGAACAGGAGCGAGCUGCUGACAGCGAAUGCCGCCUCUGCCAUGGUCGCCAUAGAUCCUGCAGAUGAGGAUUCCGUGAUUAUGGAAAUCCCUGCCACAUGCUUCAAGUACGACUUCACACCUGAACAGCUGGAAGUCUGGCUUUCCAGAGCAUCGGUGAAGGCCAUCGCCAAGUCAGUGCCCUUUCACGCAAAGACCAAGAAGGCCAUGGAAGAGCCGAUGCAGAAAACCUUCUUCACGGAAAGCCAGGUGAAGCUGAGAAAGGACAUCAAGGUCACCUGGAACGAGCUGCUUGCACGAGCUCCUUCCUAUUUCAAACGUUAUCUCCGUGGGAGUGGCCAUUGGAAGGAGAUGUCCAAAGAGCAGCAGCAGUUGACGUAUGGGCGAUUGGUGCAAUUGGAACUACAGAGCGUUUCACCCACCUUGGGAGAUGAUCCCAAGCGAUUCUUGAGAUGGCUAAUCAAACUGUACAGGGAGAGUGAUGCGCCAUUGGUAGCAGAAGUUGCAGGGGGCGAGAAUUAG